AUGAGACCCAUAUUGCUCUCCGGGCAUGAGCGCGCGCUCACCCAGGUCAAAUACAACCCCGAUGGCGACAUCAUCUUCUCAGUAUCCAAGGACCACGUCGUGUGCGCAUGGUACUCCCACAACGGUGAACGUUUAGGAACAUACCACGGCCACCAGGGUGCGCUCUGGACCGUUGACGUCGACCCCACUUCCACUCUUCUCGCGACCGGCGGCGCCGACAACACGAUGCGGUUAUGGGAGGUCCAGACGGGCAAGCUGCUCAAGACUUGGGAUUUCCCAACUUCGAUAAAGCGAGUGGAGUUCUCCGCAGACGGCAGGCAGUUGCUUGGUGUUACCGAGAAGCGUUCCGGUCAUCUCGGUACGAUCUGCGUCUACGAGAUCAACCCCGACCCCGAGGCGAAACAGUCAGAUGAGCAUGUUUUAAGGAUAGUCUGCGAGGACAGCAAGCCCACCGUUGCAGGCUUCAGCUACCUAGCGCAUUACAUCAUCUCUGGGCACGAGGACGGUAGCGUCUCGCAAUUCGACGCGAAGAGUGGAGAGCUGCUCUACAACACCCAGGUCCAUGAGCCAGACGCACUGAUCACCGAUCUCCAAUGGUCCCAGGACCGCACAUACUUCAUUACUGCUUCAAAGGACAAGACCGCGAAGAUCUCCGCCGCCGACAGCAUCGAAGUGCUCAAGACCUACGUCGCCGAUACGCCCCUCAACAGCGCCGCUAUCACUCCUGUCAAGGACUACGUGAUUCUUGGUGGUGGUCAAGCCGCCAUGGAUGUCACCACAACCAGCGCCCGUCAAGGAAAGUUCGAAGCCCGCUUCUACCACAAGAUCUUUUGUGAGGAGAUCGGCCGUGUGAGGGGUCACUUUGGUCCGCUCAACUACGUCGCAGUCCACCCACAAGGUACCGGAUACUGCAGUGGUGGAGAAGACGGUUACGUCCGUGUGCACCACUUCGACAAGGGCUACUUCGAUUUCAUGUACGAGGUGGAGAGAGAAAAGGCGCAGGAGCAGGCGAACCUGUAG
Didymosphaeria variabile is the source of this 1020-nucleotide messenger RNA. It is a transcript of the gene TIF34, whose product is annotated as translation initiation factor eIF3 subunit. The record is from RefSeq and is a predicted model, not a curated record. Gene Ontology annotation, cellular component: cytoplasm; eukaryotic translation initiation factor 3 complex, eIF3m. Bases 1 to 1020 code for a protein of 339 amino acids. NCBI's taxonomy places the organism in Eukaryota, Fungi, Ascomycota, Dothideomycetes, Pleosporales, Didymosphaeriaceae. Gene Ontology annotation, biological process: cytoplasmic translational initiation. The transcript has 3 exons. Gene Ontology annotation, molecular function: RNA binding; translation initiation factor activity; protein binding.